GUUAGUUCAUCAUCAUCACAAACCAACACAGAAAACAAUUAAGCCUCCCACUUUGUCUACUUUCCUUUCAUCUUCAGCUCUUUUCUUCAACACUAGCUCAUUUUCGAGCAAAAAGAGGAUCCACCAUGGCUAUUAGCUUGCCAACCAACCUUGCCAAGAAAAUUCGUCGAAGGUCCAGUUUCGGGUCAAGCAGAUCAUCGUCAUCGUCUUCAAGUUGUUCAGAUGUCCCAAAGGGUUACUUAGCAGUUUAUGUAGGAGAGACGACGGAUAACAAGAAGCGGUUUGUAGUUCCGAUUUCGUAUCUGAACCAACCUUCAUUUCAAGGUUUGUUGAGCAUGGCUGAAGAGGAGUUCGGGUUUGAUCAUCCAAUUAUGGGUGGCUUGACCAUUCCAUGCAGUGAAGAGGCUUUCAUUUUUGCUACUUCAAGCUAAAGCAGAGGGCAUCAGCACUGAUAUAUAUAUUGAAGGAACAGAUGUAUUCACAGUCAAAUUAACACCACAUUUUUGUUUAGCUACUAUUGUAGGUCGGAAAUUGCAAAUAUGUAUACUAGAGUUUCUCCUUUUAGCUUGCUAGAAACUUGAGGCUCGAAAUAUCAAUGUAGUGAAUCCAAUUAAAUAAUUAUAUUAUACGUUGAAUCGUUGAUUAUUUAAUAUUUGUUGUUCACAAACAGUUAUGUAGUAAAUUAAGAUUAAUGGU
Messenger RNA from Linum trigynum, 696 nucleotides. The record is from the annotation of a GenBank genome assembly. NCBI's taxonomy places the organism in Eukaryota, Viridiplantae, Streptophyta, Magnoliopsida, Malpighiales, Linaceae.